AUGUUGGAGGGUGUGGUUGCUAACCUUCUUAACCGGUUCCUGGGAAUAUACGUCAAGAAUUUCGAUGCGACCCAACUCAACAUCGGAAUCUGGUCAGGCGAUGUCAAGCUCCGGAACCUUGAACUGCGUCGCGAAGCGCUCGAUCAGCUACGCCUCCCUCUGAACGUCGUCGAAGGCCAUCUCGGAGAGCUCACACUAUCUAUCCCAUGGUCAAAUCUACGAGGCAAACCGGUGAAAGUCGACAUUGAAGAUGUCUUCCUGCUCGCGGCACCCAGAGAAGAUGCGGAUUACGACCCGGAGGAGGAAGAAAAAAGAGCGAAUGCGCUGAAGAUGGAACGGAUUGAGAGCGCCGAGCUUCUGCGCGAGCGCAAUGCGGAAGGCAUGAGCCAAGAGGAACAGCGCCGGAAUCAAAGCUUCACACAAAGUAUGAUCACGGCCGUGGUGGACAACCUGCAGAUUUCGAUCAAGAAUGUGCAUUUCCGCUACGAAGACUCUAUCGCAUCACCGGGGCAUCCGUUUGCCGUUGGCGUGACACUCAAGGAAUUGAGUGCUGUCAGCACAGACGGGGAAUGGAAUCCAACUUUCAUCCAAUCCGACUCCAGUGUCACGCAUAAACUGGCCGUCCUCGGUGCUCUCUCGGCUUAUUGGAAUACGGACGCCACCCUGCUCGGAACCGGGCGAGGCUCUGAUAUAGGCGCAGACGCACAGGGAAUCGGCCGUGCGGAGUUGAUGGAAAAACUGAAAACUGCGAUUGAUGCAGACGAAGGAAACCAAUUCAUGCUGCGCCCCGUUAGUGGCCGUGCUGGACUGGAGAUGGAUAAGUCAGGCACAUAUGAUCGACCCGCAAUCAAAGCACGGUUGCUCUUCGAUGAGCUCGGCUUCGUCCUUGAUGACAAACAAUAUCGCGACGCGUUGAUGCUGGUGGAUCUGUUCCAUUAUUUCAUUCGCCAUCAGGAAUAUAAGAAAAUCCAGCCUAAGUCCUCACCAAAGGAAGACCCCCGGGCAUGGAUGAGGUUCGCAGGAGAAGCCGUUCUUAGCAAGAUCCAUGAACGCAACAGACGCUGGACUUGGGGCUAUAUCAAGGAGCGCAGAGAUGACCGCAUCGCGUACAUUGCCUUGUUCAAGAAAACGAAGAAGGAGGAAGUUUUCACGCCCGAAGAAACCAAGGAAUUGCAGAGACUGGAAGCAAAACUUAGCUAUGAAGAUAUUCGAUUCUGGCGCUCACUUGCAAGGAACCAGUUACGAAAAGAAAAUGUCGGGGUCAAAAAGCCCGCAGAACAACAAUCAUGGUCUUCCUGGCUCUGGGGCGCUAAGAAAGAGGAGUCCGAAGAGACCACCAUGACCGAAGAACAACGACAAGAGUUGUAUAACGCCAUUGACUGGGAUGAAAAGAAAGCAAUCAGCGAGAGUGUAGAUGUGCCCCGGGAAUGGGUUAAGCUUCAGGUCAAUUGGAGUCUUCGAGCUGGUAGCUUCACUCUAAUCCAGGACCCUCACGGGUCGGCAAAUGAGGUCAUGAAGCUAGUGUUUGACAAUUUCCGAGCCAAAGCACUUCAACGCCAUGAUUCCUAUCUCCUUGAUCUUGAUCUUGGAGGGCUAAAGAUGUAUGAUGGCACUACUGCUGGCACUCUUUAUCCCCAGAUCGUCAAGGUUCAAGAACUAACCGAUGACGAUGAUGAUCUUGCCUCCCAAACCAGCGCAGAUGAUCUUCAGGAUGAGGACAGCCUGUUUCAUCUGCAGCUGGAGAAGAACCCUCUCGAAAGUGAUGCAGAUACAGCGGUCAAGGUCAAACUAAAGAGUAUUGAGGUCAUUUACAACCCUCGAUUCCUCGUGGGAAUUGUCCAGUUCUUUGAGCCACCCGAGCGACACAUGGAGUCAAUUGGUGCUCUCUUGGACACCGCAGGUGCGACCGUUGAGGGACUGCGCCAGCAAACCCGGGCCGGCCUCGAGUUUGCCUUGCAAGAACACAAGAAGGUCGAUGCACAAUUCGAUAUUCACGCACCCUUGAUCAUUGUCCCAGAAAGUAUCACACAACCAAGUUCACUUUGCUUAAUUGUCGACGCCGGUCAUGCCAGUGUCAACAGCGAGUUGGUGGACCGCCAAGCGAUGCGAGAUCUCCAGUCCAAGCAGAAACGACAGUAUGAGGAGGAAGAUUACAAACAACUAGAGCAUCUGUUGUACGAUCGCUUCCUCAUCAAACUAGAUUCUACCCAAGUCCUCAUCGGACCUGGUGUUGAAGCAACAAAAGCACAGCUCAACACCAAUGUUGAGUCUAGGAACUUCCACAUCAUCGACCGCAUCAAUGUCGACUUUGCCCUGGAGAUGUGUAUCGUACCGCACGUGACACAGCUUACCCGAACACGCAUCUCUGGACAUCUGCCAGAGCUUCAUGCAUCAAUGUCAGACACCAAAUAUAAGGGCCUGAUGAAAUUGAUUGAUAUUGCAAUCCCGCAAUUCGACACGGAAAAGUCUGUCUCUGAUCCAGUCAGUGCAGCAGCAGCCAAGGAAGAAGCAGCCAUAGCCACACGAGCCAGAUCAGCAUCCUUCCAACCAUCAGUCCAACGUGACCUUCCCGUUGUUGACGACGAAGAGGAAGAGUCUGAAGUAGACAGCGAACAGGCGAAGAAGAGUGUGGAUACACCGACCAAUAUCCAUCGCCGAGACUUCGAAUUUAAAUUCACUGUUGGGCGUCUUCGUGGCUCACUCUUCCGUGCUGACCCCCAUGACCCACAGCGGGAUAAGUUGCUGGUUGAACUGGUUGCUGAAGGAUUUGCACUGGACUUUUACAUGCGUCCCUAUGACAUGGUCGCUGAGGUCAUUUUGAAGUCCUUGAGCGUGGAUGAUUACAUCGAGGAGAAUCCGGUUCCUGAAUUCAAGAGAAUCAUCUCUUCUAAAGGGUUUGAUGCUGACGAAGACAAGGACUUGUUCCAGCUGAAGAUGGUACGGGUCAAACCCGAGUCCCCCGAGUUAGACUCAACUUAUGAAGGGGUUGCUAUGAACCUUGACAUAUCAGUCUCGACUAUCAAUCUGGUCGUGACAAGGAAAACACUGCUCACGCUUCUGGACUUUAUCCUCAUUACAUUCACAAAUCCUCAACAACCGACUGAGCCCAACCCAGAAACAGACAAGGCCAUUGAAGGAACACCCAGUGUGGAAGAAAAGCCCGAGCAAGCCGGAAAGAUUCGCAUUAGGGCUAAUCUUAAGAGUAUUGCUCUCAUCCUCAACAAUGAUGGAGUCCGGUUGGCAACCUUGAGUUUGAACACUGCCGAUGUUGGUAUUUUCCUCGUGGGCAGCUCAAUGCUCAUUCAGUCUCGGAUAGGCAGCCUGACUCUGGUUGACGAUGUCAACCUGGGUGCCGCGGAGGACUCUGAUAUCAGACGCCUUUUGACCAUCGAGGGAGAUAACUUCGCAGACUUCAAGUACGAGACCUUCGAUCCCGAGAGUGACACAUACCCCGGCUAUGAUUCUGAGGUUUAUCUACGGUCUGGUUCAAUCAAGAUCAAUUUCCUGGAGGAGCCUUACCGAAAGAUUAUCAACUUCCUUGUGAAGUUUGGCAAGAUGCAAGCCAUUUUCAACGCAGCUCGCCAAGCCGCUGCCAGUCAGGCAAACCAGCUUCAGGAGAAUGCUUCACGUGUGCGGCUUGACAUUAUCGUGAAGACGCCCAUUGUAGUGUUCCCACGCGUUAUGACGGAUGAUCGCCCUCGAGACACAAUCACUGCUCACCUCGGUGAAAUCUACGCUAAAAAUGAAUUCGUCCCCAUGGAAGAAGCAAAGGACAGCCCUGCUGUCAACGUCAUCUCCACUGGUGUCCGCAAUAUUCGCCUUACGUCCAAGUUCCAUUUCGAAGAUGGCACAUCCGAGGAGCUGGAGAUGAUCCAGAAGGUGAACUUGGAAUUUAGCAUCUGCUAUCUGGAGCAUCAAGCAAACAAUCCACGUCCGGACAUGGAAAUCGAGGGUUCUUUAUCUCCCAUUAACCUUCGUAUCUCCCAGAGUCAACUCAAGUUCUUGCUGGAGCUGUCAAAGUCGAUACCGGGCGCAUUCGCUACAGAUUCAGAACAGCAAGAGCUCGAGGCCAUGGAGUCUUUGCCUUCAUCGGUAACUGAACCUACAAGGGAGGCCACUUCAAAGGCCGUUCAGGCACAAAAUCGCCCGGGAGGAACACCAGCGGAUGACAGCGAAAACAAAGAGACUUGGGUACGACUUGAUAUGAUCUUCAAGGUUGACAGUGUCGGCUUGGAGCUUAUCCUAGCAAACGACGACCAGCCCGUCGGUCGCAUAGAGGACUCGAGUCUGUCCAAGUUCUCUCUCAAUGAUACUCGAGUCAAGCUGCGUAUGUUGACAGAUGGCUCAUUAGAGUCAGAGCUCCUCAUUCAUUCGUUCUCGAUCCGUGAUAGUCGCAAGCAGGAUUCGAACAAGUUCAGAAAUAUCAUGUCUUUGAUCAAUAACGAUGUCCAGCAGCAGUUCAUGGCUAGCAUCUCCAUGUCUGGAGGCCCAGAGAAGCAUCUCAUUGCGAUGCUGACUAUUGAUAGCCCUCGCAUUAUGUUUGCUUUGGAUUAUCUGUCGGCUUUACAGUCAUUUAGCCAGUCUGCAUUUGCCUCCCAAGAACCAGUAGAGGCGGCGGAAGAGGAGAGCGAAUCACCUGAGGAAUCUGAAUCAGGGUCCGAUACUGCAGCAAUUUCCGAUAAGGCUAUAACCGAGGCUUCCUCGGGCGAUACUACAGCACCAGCCAUGACCGUAUCAUUCCGGGCGAACCUUGUCGAUGCUCAAGUGAUCAUGGUGGCCAACCCUGCCAUUCCUCACUCCGAAGCUAUCGUCCUUGGUACUAAGGAAGUUCUCAUCUCCCACCAAAAUGUGUCGACUCUGCAGAUCCAAAAGGUGGGCAUGUUCCUGUGCCGCAUGGAUAAGUUUGAGACGUCUCGACUCCGCAUUCUGGAUGAUUUCACACUUGAGAUGUCCAUUGAUAGCCGAUCGCAAGAUAAGGGAUCUGCUUUGACCUCCAUUGAGGUGCACCUUGAGCCUCUUGUUCUUCGCUUGUCUCUACGUGAUAUCCUGAUGGCAAUACAGAUUGUCAACAAAGCCUCUGAAAUGAGGGCUCAGAAUGGCCAGCAGAUCGAGAGCGGAGAGGCGAAGAAAAUCACGGACAUGAAAACAACCAGAGGGCGCUCUGCCAGUAAGACGUCCUCUACUAUUGCUAAGAGAGCCCGCCGCCUGAGUCAAGGCGUUGCAAACCUGGAUAGGACAACUGCGCCACAAAGUACAGUUGUUCUCAAGCGCGAAGAGAUGUCUGCCAAGAUUGACGGAGUUAGAGUCAUUCUUAUUGGCGACCUACACGAUCUACCUUUGCUCGAUUGGAGUGUCAAGAAAUUCAACGUUGAUGUGCGGGACUGGUCAUCCACACUGAAUGCCGAUACCAACUUCGAAACGUUCUUGAACGUGUACAACUUCUCGAAGUCAGCCUGGGAGCCGUUGAUUGAGCCCUGGCAGCUGGGAUUCCACAUGGCCAAGGAGAUCAACCCGGAUGUUUUCUCUUUCGACGUGUAUUCGCACAAGACAAUGGAGCUUACAAUCACAUCCGCCACGAUUGCACUCGCAUCCAAAUCCUUCCAGUUCCUCUCUACAUCUCAAGAUGUCCUUUCCAAGCCAAGAGGCGCUGAUGCCCCAUACAGAAUCCGCAACUACACUGGAUUUGACCUCAGAGUUUGGGCUGACGUUAGCGCAGGAGGGGAAGGUCCAGCGGCGAAACUUACUGAUGGCGAAGAAUCGCCCUGGCGAUUUGAAGAUUCCACCGCUGUCCGUGAAACGCUGACACCAGAAGGCCACGGCGGAGUGGUCGGUGUCAAGUUGGAAGGCAGUGGCUUUGAUAGCAUCAGCCGCAUUCCUGUCGUUCGCGAGGGCGAGACUAUCUAUGCCCUGAAGCCGAAGCAAGAAAAUGUUCUUCACCGGCUACUCGUGGAAGUCAAACUUGGACCAGAUAAUGUGAAGUACAUCACAUUCCGUUCGCCACUUCUUAUCGAGAACAACACCCAAAUUCCCGUGGAGCUGGGCGUUUUCAGUCCUGGAGAUGGCCAUUUGUUGAAGAUCGAGAAGAUUUUGCCCGGCGAUGCACGACCAGCACCCGUUGGAUCAGCAUAUCUCCAUUCUAUUGUUGUUCGUCCCGAUCAGGGCUUCGGAUAUGACUGGUCAGAUGAGCGACUGUUCUGGAAGGACCUCAUUAAGCGACCUACACGUACUGUCAAGUGCGUUAGCGAAAGCGGACAGCAGGCCCCUCCUUUCUAUUUCCAAGUCAAUGCAACGUUUGAUAGCAAGGAUUCGCUUACGAGCGUGUAUCCCUACAUGAGAGUCCGAAUCUUUGCUCCUGUGGAGAUUCAGAACUUGUUGCCCUAUGAUUUCAAGUACCGCAUCUACGACAAGAACACCAAGAAGGAUUGGACGAACUUCUUGAGGAAGGGCGGCGUCAGCCCGGUCCACGUCGUGGAGCUGUCCCAUCUUCUGUUGCUUAGCAUUGAUCUACAAGAUACGGUCUUCCGCCAGAGCGAGUUUGCUAUCGUCAAUGGCAAUGCUCAAGACUACCGCAGAGAGCAUACCUUGUCGCUUAAGGAUGAACGAGGUCUUCAACUGAAGUUACAGCUUCAUUACUUCAAUAUUCCCAACAGCGGUGGUGCUUUCAAGGUUUCUGUGUACAGCCCGUACCUUAUUCUGAACAAGACUGGCCUUCCGAUGGACAUCCAAAGCAAGGCAUUCCUUCAGUCUGCGAGAAAUGCUGCUGGCCAAGGACUCAGAGCAGAUCCAAGAGACGAGGGCCGUGCACUCCCAUACAUGUACUCUUAUGCCAACGAGGAUCAACGAAACCGAUCGAUCCUGAAGGUGAGCGAUUCUGCAUGGAGCAAGCCGCAGAGUUUUGAGGCUAUUGGUAGUACCUUUGAGGUCAUCUUCCCCGAUCGCCAAGGCAGAUCUGAGUUCCACUCUGGAGUCUCUGUUGCCGAAGGUGAGGGCAAAUACAAACUGACCAAGGUGGUCACACUUGCUCCACGUUUCAUCCUAAAGAGCAAGCUCAAUGAAGAUCUUCUCGUGCGCGAGCCAGGAUCGUCCAAUGUACUCCAGCUCCAGAAUGGGGAGUUGGUACCGCUCCAUUUCCUUCGUCAAGUCCAAGAGAAACAGCUGUGUCUCUGCUUCCCGGGCGUUAACAACCAAUGGUCUUCGCCGUUCAGCAUCGCAGAUGUUGGAACUGUGCAUAUCAAAUUGGCCAAGGCGAAUCAGCGGCAGAAGCUGAUUAAGGUUGAUAUCAUCAUGGAAGGAGCAACUCUUUUCUUGCACUUCAGCAUCGAGUCUCGCAAUUGGCCGUUCUCUAUGCGCAACGAAAGUGAUAUGGAGUUCAUUUUCUACCAAGCCAAUCCAAACGUGGAAGAUGAUGACGAAGACGACCAAACCAGCGGCUGGAGGCCAAUCCGGUAUCGAAUUCCCGCCCGGAGUAUCAUGCCAUAUGCAUGGGACUACCCGGCGACCAAGAACAAGUCACUUGUAUUGACCUGCCAAGGCAAAGAGCGCCACAUCAAGCUUGCUGAGAUAGGAAACCUCAUUCCAAUGCGGAUUCCGCCUUCGCAGGCUGGCGGAUACCAGAAGAUCAUUGACAUCAACAUUGCUGCUGAUGGCCCUACUCAGACUCUCGUGUUGUCCAAUUUCAAAGCGUCGAAGAGUAUGUACAAGCAACAAAGAGGACAAUCCUCCCAGACCGGCACGAACACUGGGUUCGAAAUCAAGGAAAUGAACUCAGACGUCAACUUCAAAGCCCAACUUCGCCUAGGUGGCAUUGGAAUCUCAUUGAUCAACCAGAACUUGAAGGAACUGCUGUAUCUCACAUUCCGCGAGAUUGAGAUCAAGUUCAGGGAGUCGAGAUUGUAUCAGACUCUGAACACUACGAUCAAGUGGAUCCAGAUCGAUAACCAACUCUACGGUGGGAUUUUCCCCAUCUUGCUUUACCCCAGUGUUGUUCCGAAGACUGGCAAGGAGAUGGAAGCACACCCUAUCUUCCAUGCAAUGGUUACACGGGUCAAGGACGACUCGUACGGUGUUCUCUAUAUCAAGUAUGCGACCUUGCUAUUGCAGCAAAUGACACUUGAAUUGGAUGAGGACUUUGUCUUUGCUAUGCUUGACUUUGUUAAGAUCCCGGGUGCUUCCUGGGCCGAGGAACAAGAGGGCAAACUGUGUGACGAAGACCUCAACAUUCCCGAGCCGCAACAGACAGACAAUGGUCAGGAUGUGUACUUCGAGCUCCUUCAUCUCCAGCCCAUGCAGAUGGAUAUUUCUUUCAUGCGCACUGAGCGUGUCAAUGUGGAAGAUGAAAUGCAGCCCUCUAACCCAUUGAUGUUCUUUGUCAACGUCAUGACAAUGUCGAUGGGUAAUGUCAAUGAUGCACCUGUCCGACUCAACGCUCUGAUGCUUGAGAACGCCCGUGUCUCUUUCCCUAGCCUGGUCGGCAAUGUCCGUGCCCACUACACUCAAGAGUUCCUGCGCCAGAUCCACAUCAUCCUCGGUUCGGCCGAUUUCUUGGGUAACCCUGUCGGUUUGUUCAACAAUGUCAGCUCUGGUGUCGCCGCCAUCUUCUAUGAGCCAUACCAGGGUCUGGUCAUGACUGACCGUCCCCAAGAGCUGGGUAUUGGUAUCGCAAAGGGUGCCACAAGCUUCGUCAAGAAAUCUGUCUUCGGUUUCUCGGACAGUAUGGCCAAGCUCACUGGAAGUAUGUCCAAGGGUCUCGCCGCCGCUACUCUUGAUAAGGAAUUCCAAACCCAGCGCCGGAUGUCCAAGGUGCGCAACCGCCCCAAGCACGCUCUGUAUGGAAUCACAGCCGGUGGCAAUGCAUUUGCAACUAGUCUAGCAAGCGGUAUCGGUGGUUUAGCCCGUCAUCCACUGCAAGGUGCCGAGAAAGAAGGUAUCCAAGGAUUCUUCAAGGGUGUUGGAAAGGGUGUUCUUGGGUUGGCUACCAAGCCAGCAAUUGGUGCAUUCGAUCUUGCCUCCAAUCUGGCAGAAGGUGUUCGCAACACCACUACCGUUUUCGAUGCCGAAGGUCUCGACCGUGUCCGGCUCACUCGCUUCAUUGGCACCGAUGGCAUCGUGCGCCCGUACUCGCAACGCGAAGCUCUCGGGCAGUUCUGGCUGAAGACCACGGACGACGGUAAAUACUUCAACGAAGACUACAUUGCCCACCUAGAGCUUCCUGGUCGAGACAUGCUGGUCUUGUUGACGUACGCACGCAUCAUGUUGGUUCGCACAAAGAAGCUGUCUAAUGAGUGGGAUAUCCGUCUCACGGAUAUCCAGACAAUCUCCAAGGAGCGCACGGGAAUGAGUAUCACACUCAAGGGUGGUGCCAACGGACCAUUCAUUCCUGUUCAAGACGAAAGCUCACGGAACUGGCUGUAUAGACAGAUUGCUAUUGCUGUCAAUGCUUUCAAUGAGAAGUAUAAUGCCAGGGGAUAG
Messenger RNA from Penicillium crustosum, 9468 nucleotides. Its product is annotated as membrane morphogenesis protein VPS13. Gene Ontology annotation, cellular component: extrinsic component of membrane. NCBI's taxonomy places the organism in Eukaryota, Fungi, Ascomycota, Eurotiomycetes, Eurotiales, Aspergillaceae. Gene Ontology annotation, biological process: late endosome to vacuole transport; mitochondrion organization; protein targeting to vacuole. The transcript is spliced from 4 exons. Bases 1 to 9468 code for a protein of 3155 amino acids. The record is from RefSeq and is a predicted model, not a curated record.